AAAAUAAAGAAGAGAAUGUCUGAAGUAUUCAGUAGUUAUGAAGUUGAAUUUGAAAAGUAUUAGCAAUAAGUCUGCCAAUUAAUACGAUAAACCUAAAUUAAUAAAUCAGAUGACACCUUAAAUGAGAUAAAUUCAGUUUUUACUGAUUUGCAGAAUUGUGUAAAAUAGAUAAUUUAUUCCUAUAGUUACAAUAAAUGGAUAUAGAGUCAGCCAGUAUUGCAGUGUCCGAUAGAUAGGAAUUAAAAAACAAGGUUAAACGAUAUAAAUCAGAGACUGAGGCAAUGAAAAAAUAAUUUAGAAUAUUGCAAGAUGAGGUUUCAUCUCAAAAAACUAAAGAUUCCUUAUUUGGUGAAUAAGACAAUCAACAAAUAAAAUUCAUUAAUACUUAAGAUAAGUUAGUCAAUUAAACUCUAAAAUUAGAAGAUGCAAAAAGAGUGUGCUUUGAAAUUGAAACAAUUUCUAAUAAUAUAUAAGUUCAAUUGAAGGGUCAGUCUGAAACCUUGGAUAGAAAUAUAAACAAAAUGCCUGAAAUUUAAUACGACUUGGGUGAAUCAAAUAGUCGACUGUCAAGGAUUAAAUCAAAAAUGAGAGAACACAAAAUUAUAUUCUUAAUCGUUCUUGCUAUCUUUUUGACUAGUAUUGCUAUUGUGUUAGUAUAUAAAUAUGCUUGAAUUUCUAAUAUUUGUUUUAUUAAUGAUUUAUUUUACGG
Messenger RNA from Paramecium octaurelia, 709 nucleotides. The record is from the annotation of a GenBank genome assembly. NCBI's taxonomy places the organism in Eukaryota, Ciliophora, Oligohymenophorea, Peniculida, Parameciidae.